CCCUUAGGCCGUGUCCCUAUCCUUAUAAAUUACUAAAACCUCCAUCUCGCUUUCCAAAAAUUUUCCCUUUAUUUUAUUUUCCAUUAAUUGCCACCCACGAACUCUUUAAUGCCGCCACCUCCCCACGACUCCUCCCGCGGUGGUUCACCACUGCCGCCGUCAAAACCAAAAGAGAAGUUCCUGUCAUUAAUCCUGAAAGCCAUAAUCAUGAUGUUUCUCGUUACCUUCUUCUUCCUCCUCCUCCCUCUAGCAUCUUUUCUCCUUCUCCUUCCUCUUCUUCUCCGCCGCCAGCGCCAUCGCCAUCGCCGCCACUCUCAUCCCUCGUCUGGGUUUUGUCCGAAACAGCUCAGACAGCUUCCUCAGUUCAGAUUCUCCAAGGAAUCAAAAGCUACCCUUUUGGAAUCUGACUCUUGUGUUAUUUGCUUGGAUGGGUUCAGACAAGGGCAAUGGUGUAGAACCCUUGUUGGUUGUGGCCACUUGUUUCAUAGGAAGUGUUUGGAUGCUUGGUUAAUGAAAGUCGCCUCUUGUCCAAUUUGUAGAACGAGGGUUUGCUUGGAUAGUGAGGAUAAAAUCAUUUGGGAUUUCGAUACAAGGAGAACAGGUUUUCAGGGUUUGUUAGAUUUGUAACUGUUUUGUUUGGAUUUGUUUUAAUAUUUUUGUAGUCUACUGAAAUUUUGGUUUCGUAAGUUAUAAUGUACAGCUGCUUUUCUCAAUAAUCAAUGUGAAAAUUCCUGCAAUUUUUGUUCGCGUUUGUAUAAUUUUGUUAAUUGUUCAACACCCAUGAGUUAGAGAACUUUAAUAAUGGAAUUCCCUUUUAUUUAUUUAUUUGUUUAACUUUUCUUUAUGAUUGUUAAAAGGUUGUUGGUAGCUUAAAUUGAUUUGAUAAUAAUGAGGAAGUUGGUUUCUGGGUCUAGUUUAAUUAUGAACUUUGAAGCAUAUUGAUCUCAUAGAUGGAUAAAAAAGGGAUUCAAAGAAGUAUCACCAUUUUGGGCUUGUUGAGGUUUCAUUACUGUAUGAUUGUUUGUGGAUGUGAUUCUUCUUGUUAUUUCUGUCUGUUGUCCUUUGUCCAUACCAAGUCAAAGAUCUCAGAUUAAUGUGUAAUUUUGAGGUGGGGAUUUCAACAAUUCUUUUGUUUUGCUAUGUAUAUCAAAUUUGAGAUAUUUUAUUUAUGUUAUUGCCUUACAAGAAUUUCCUGCUGUAGUAUUUUAUCUAAGUCUCCUUUGGGUGGAAAAAGAAGUGGAAAAAGAAUCUAAUAGUUGACCUGUUUCCUUAUUAUAGAGGAUGAUGCAGUUUGCUGAGUUACAACAAUAGAUGGUCAUAAACUCAUAAUUAAGGCCAUAAUAAUAAUAAUAAUAAAAUAUUAGUAAGAUCUCUCUAUCUCCUCAAUGUAGUUUAUUCCUAAGGAGAUGAAAACAAACUUAAUGUCAGCCUCAAAUGUUCCAAAUGACAUUGUAAAAUUUCAGUUAGCUUUUUCCAUCUGGAAAAUGUAGUUACUCUUCUAUGAGAUGGAAACAAGUUUAAAAUCAGCAUCCCUUUGCCUUAUCUGUUUCUAAUUGUCACAGUGGGAUAAUCAAAUUUCAGUGAGAUUCUUUUUCCCCUUUCAUCUGCAAACUUUAGUUCCACUUCUAGGAUAUGGAAACAAGCUUAAUAUGGUCUCCCAUUGCCCUAGUGGGUCUGAUGUAACUAUCAAGUGGCCUUUUCUGUUAUUGAGGGCUCAGAAACACUUUGCAUCAUCUAUUCUUAUCCUUCCUCCAGUCAUAGUUGAAAUAGAUUGUUUUGCCGGAGGAGAUUCUAUGCGUGUUUUCAAGUUGGUCUUGACUACUUGAGAGUUAGUUCAGCAGGUUGCGUCUGCUAUAGCAAAUUAGCAAUACUAUUAUUAGUUUCAUUUACAUCCAACUUAUCAAUGUCCUACAUCACCGUAUGAAAUGGAUAAAUUUCUUUGUCCAAGUCCUCGUAGUAACUGCAAAAACUUCUAUGGAACCAUACAUCUUUGGAUGAUUAAUGUGUGCUGACACUUGCUGAUGAUUACUUUCCCAUAUUGGUCACCGUCUGCUUAGCAAUAAGAUCAUACCUGUAUUGGAUGUUUAAAGCACCACAACCCUUUAUCCCCUGGUUUUACCUGAUAAAUAGGUUUGUACGAGGAAUAUCAAAUAUGGUCACCAGAGUCUAUUAAAGGCCGGAGUCAGGUCAUGAGUCAUUACUGCGGUGACCUAAUAUUUUUACUUGACUUUGCAUCUUCAACUUCAAGUUAUUAAUGGUUUUCUCUUUUCUAAGAUAUACAUAUAAGCCAUUUAAAGCUGACAAAAGAUACUGCUCUUUAUAGAUGAUUAAGCAUGAUAGAAACUAAGAAAUUGUUAUCUAUAAAUUUGCACUGUUAUUGUGGAUAAAGUUGGGUAACUCAUUAACUGGUAAUUUCUCUGUAUAGUGCAUACUUUGUUUAUGAGUUAAUCAAAUUCGUAUAAGACCUGCCUUUUUCAGCUUUCCUUGCUUCUCUUCUUAAGUCUCAACUUCUGCGUGUUUUCCGUGGCUUCUCUGCAAUUCUUCCUUCCAUCAACUCUUUAAAACCUAGUGCUACUUGCCUCUUGCUGGAUGGAAAGCUUUUCCCACCCUGAUGGUCCCAUUCAUGUCAAUCCUCAAGCCUGCCAUUAGCUUUAUCCACUACUUGCUUUCCGUUAAUUGGUUCCUCACCAUUCAUGGUCAAUGCCAAUGGAGGAACUACCCUUAUACUCCAAAAAUUGAGUUCCUAACGCAAUGGUUCAGGAAGUUACUAAUUGAAUGAUUAGCUAAAAUAUGUCAAUUGCUCCACCUAGUCUCUUACUAAGAAGCCCCUUCCUCUUAUCCAUUCCUCUAAUCCAUUUGGGGCCGACCAUUUCGUUGCCAUGAUCACCAACAAGAAGUCAUGGACAGCAGGCAUCAACCCUCGUCCAAUUUUUUGAAGAGCAGCUUCUGACAAGUGUGCUUCUGCACCAACGGUGCUUAGAUAAGAUUACUGAUACUGGUCAGAACGGCAGGUCCAAGACACCAUGCUUUGGUUCCAUAUCUCUAGAAGUGCUCGAGAAAAAAAAAGUACCCGUGGGGUAACUAUAACUAUUAACUGUUUUGCUAGUACUCUUGGGAUGUUAGCAUGUCUUUGGCAAGUAUUGCACUUUCUGACCAGGACCAAGGCAUCCGUCCUUAUCGUUCCAAGGAGAGUGUUCUUCCCAGCACAGACGGUGCCACUUGUUCGGUAUAUUUUUGAAGAGCGCCUGUCCCUUGAGCUCUGCGAGCCACCAAAUCUACAAGAGAAAAAAGGUCUUGCAUAUUGAGGGGUUGGUUGUUUGGACCGAGCACAUGCUUCUAUUUCUCUGGGCCUUUGGCCAGGUCUAUAACACUUCCAAUAGUACUUGUUCUUUCGUGUUUGGUUGGAAUACCAUUGAUUCUGACUGAUUGACAUUAAUUAGUGACGAAUAUAUGGACAAAUUCGUAUCGAUUUAUUUUACGACACAGAAAUUUUAUCCGUUCAACUAUGACAUUGACAGCUGAUUAGGUUUCAUUAUUCCGAAGCCAUUUUUUUUCUUUAUUAAUCACAUUAUAGUAAACCAAUAAUCAAUUGAUAGCUGAUAUGUUUUAAUGUUUAACAAUUUACCAAGCAUUUCAGUUAAAUCUUGUCUCUCUCAUCUGGCUUUGGAAUUGAGGCACAAACUCGUCGUCACAAGUAAAUAUUUUAUGGAGAACAAAUCACCAGCUUUACAGUUUACAAAAUCCUUAAUUAAAAAAUAAAGGAAAUGCUCCAAACAUC
Messenger RNA from Durio zibethinus, 3778 nucleotides. The record is from RefSeq and is a predicted model, not a curated record. Lineage: Eukaryota; Viridiplantae; Streptophyta; Magnoliopsida; Malvales; Malvaceae.